CAUUCCACUCCAUUUCCAUUUAUAAAGCAAAGGAAGGAAGAAACCAUAUUCUCUCUCUUAAUCUCAAAAGUUGUGAUUCUCUCACUUGGAGGAGUAAAGAAGAGAGAAGGAAUCCAUUAAUCAAUGGAGAAAAUAACAGAUCCCCUUUCCUCUCCCAGAAGCAAACCCAUAAAAAAUUAACUCUUCCACAUUAACACCAGCGUGCGGGAGAGAAAAGAGUCAUCGGAAACUCACUCCAAAAGAAAGAGAUCCAGGGAAUGGCGACAUUGCAGAAAUUCAAGCUACUGGCGACACAAUGCGCCAUAGCCGGUAGCCCAACACGAAGCCCAACCACCAGCCCUGUCAUCCAUCUCCGUCGUCGUAAAUCGCUAAGAAUGCUUCUCAGCCGCAGCAGCGGGAGCGGACGACGAUUGCGUCGGGAGGAAUCACCGGAUCUGCAAGGAAUCGUCACCCAUUCACAGCCGCCGGAGAAAAGGAAGGAAUUACUGAGCCGCACCCUUAAGGAUUUAUUCAUCUCUUCCCCUCCGCCACAAGAAGACAAUCCCAACAAGACCACUACGGAGAAGAUCACGAAAGCAGUCGAGGAAGCGUUUCCCUCGUCGAUCAUAAAUAGGGGAAAUGGAAGCCCGGAUCGGCAGUUAACUGUCGGCUCACCCAGGCCUUUGUCGGCGGUGUUUCGGUAUCGGCUGCUGAGGAGAGCUUGGCGACCCGUACUUGUUGCCAUUCCCGAGUCCAAAGAAACAAUCUAAUACUCACUCAUCCGCUAAUUUUGCUUCUCUCUCUAUCUCUCUGUCUCUGGGUUUUGGAAAUGUAUAAAUUUGAAGAUUACUGAUUUGUUAACUGAUUUGGUUAAUCUGCUCCGGGUGUAAGGGAUUGUAGGAUUGAGAAAUGAAGAGUCUUGUAAAAGAAAGAAAUGAGAACAGAGUUCAGAAUAGAGAUUUGGAAGAUCUAGCACCAAAUUUUGUUUUC
Molecule: messenger RNA, 969 nt
Organism: Macadamia integrifolia
Lineage: Eukaryota; Viridiplantae; Streptophyta; Magnoliopsida; Proteales; Proteaceae
Exons: 1
Coding region: 258-749 (163 amino acids)
Source: RefSeq, a predicted model, not a curated record